Messenger RNA from Postia placenta MAD-698-R-SB12, 723 nucleotides. RefSeq lists its product as hypothetical. The transcript is spliced from 6 exons. Bases 270 to 509 code for a protein of 79 amino acids. Lineage: Eukaryota; Fungi; Basidiomycota; Agaricomycetes; Polyporales; Adustoporiaceae. The record is from RefSeq and is a predicted model, not a curated record.
CGCACGCCUUCCUUUCCUCCGUCUGCCCCGCCAGCAAUUGAUUCUUAUCGAUCUGCCCCCGGAUCACCAGUUUGCCCUUUCUCCGUCCUGUGACUGGCUGCCCGCUACUCUACUGCUCAACCGGUAUAAAGUCCCGCUCCCCUCGGUCUUAAUGAACCAUCUCCCGCCCGCUCUUCUCCCGUGGUCCUGCACUUGAACGACCCCCUGUUCCUUCCGUGUAUCCUCUACCCUACUCCGUCCCCUUUUCUCCACCGUUCCCUUCCGCCACGAUGUGCAACCUCAUCACCGAUGGCUACAAGUAUUCGUGCGGGCACUACAUUAUUGAACACAAGCUGAGCAAAAUAGACUGCAACAACCAGUACUGCAUCUACUCGAAGCAGCAUCGCAACCCCUGCCUGAACUGCUCCUGUGAUAGGUUCUACGGGCCCGAUGCGUCUGAGACCGUCCUCGGCGUCCGCAAAGACUUCUGCCCCGAGUGCAAGCCGUGGUACAGACGUGACGGUCGGUAGUACGCGUGGCUAGCGGCGCCCCCCCCCCUUACAUCAGCAUAUUUAUAUUCUAUCCCUCUCUAUUUACAUCCUACACUUGUUAUAUCGUCCCUGCAGAUGCUGCAUCGUCGCUCUCGAUCCGUCAUCGCUCUCGACAUCUCGUCAAAUCCCAAUUGUAUCAAUAUAAUUAUACGUACAUCCGCCCCUACAUAUUAAAUGAAUCUGUCGUGCGUUC